Molecule: messenger RNA, 1980 nt
Organism: Neodiprion fabricii
Lineage: Eukaryota; Metazoa; Arthropoda; Insecta; Hymenoptera; Diprionidae
Product: facilitated trehalose transporter Tret1-like
Exons: 6
Coding region: 246-1685 (479 amino acids)
Biological process (GO): transmembrane transport
Cellular component (GO): membrane
Molecular function (GO): transmembrane transporter activity
Source: RefSeq, a predicted model, not a curated record
AUCACUCGCUUUUUCUAACGAUACCUGCGAUGAAAGAAAUCGGUUCAGAAAUCGGGAGAACGAAGUCCAUCGAUUUCACCAACAACAUCAUUCAGCACGCGCGCUCCGCUCGCUGGUUGACGUAAUGCACCAUAUAAUCUGACCGCCGGAUCGAGACCAUUUCCAAGCUGCCACAGGUCAGGGAAUAAUAUGCGGCUAACCUCCAGGCAGCUCAAUACCGUCAGAUCGUUCACCGCUCACUUGAAAUGUCAGUGCAAAUUAACGAAGAUCGUACCUCGAAUAACCCUCGUCAUCGUGUGACGGACCAAGGGAUGGGAAUCCUGAAACAAUACCUGGCGGCAUUUGUUGCAUCCUUGGGAGGCUUUUCGCUGGGUGUCAGUCUGGGCUGGAACUCUAGCAGCAGCGAGUCGAUGAAGAACUACGUGAACGCUGACUCGUUGGCGCUGGGUUUGGUGGGCGGAAUAUUCAACCUGGGAGCUUGCGUGGGUCUGAUGCUACUGCCGUUUGUCCUGAGGGCAUUCAGUCGCAUUGGAGCUAUGAUGAUGACGGUACCGAUCCUCUUCUUGGGUUGGAGCUGCAUCGUUUUCGCCGGGCAGACGGUACCCCUGAUGCUCUUCGGAAGGAUACUGUGCGGCUUCAGCGGCACCUUCUGCGUCCUGGUCCCAAUCUACGUGACCGAAAUCGCGGACCGCAGGAUACGCGGUUGUCUCCUGGCGCUCUUCCAGGUUCUGAUCAACCUGGGAAUCAUGUUCGCCUAUCUGGUAGCCGAGCUGACUGAAUUGGAAAAGACGAUUUGGUUGUACAGCCUUAUAUGCACGGUCACAACGGCGCCUGUGGCCUUCGCAAUUCUGUUGCCCGAAAGUCCGACGUACCAUCUUCUCACCGGAAACGAGAACAGGGCAAAAAUUUCCCUCCAGUUAUUCCGGGGCAAAGAUCACCCCGAGCUUAAUUCGGAAAUGGAAGAGCUGAAGCAGCUCGUCGCCAUCAAGGAAUCGAAGCAAGUCAGCCUGAAUACCCUCAGGGAGAAGCAGGUUCGCCGCAGUCUUUUGGGGGCCUUUGGUCUUAUGAUGAUGCAUCAGUUCAGCGGUAUAGGUCCGUUCAUCUUCUACACCCUAGCGCUGUUCAAGGUCAGUGGAUCGGCGGACAUCACUUCGAGUCAGCAGACCCUCGUUGUUGGAGCGGCACAACUGGUGUCCAGCAUCCUGGCAGCCGUGCUGAUCGACAUAUUAGGAAGAAAGGUACUGCUGGUCGCCUCCUCAUCUCUCAUGGGAAUCUUCAUGUUUUUGCUCGGAUGGUUUUUCAACGUACAACAAGAGGAUCCGGAAUUCGCGGACGCAAUAUCGUGGAUGCCUCUGACUUGGAUCGCGUUAUUCUUCGCGGCGUUCAGCCUAGGCGUGGGUCCGAUCGCUUGGGUUCUUUUGGGUGAAAUAUUUCCGGUUCACGUGAAGCUCGAAGCCGCGAUAACGAUGGCGGUACUGAACUGGCUGGCAUCCCUUUCGCUGACGUUAUUGUUCGGCGAGAUGCUCGACGGCAUGGGCGAGGCAAAGACGAUGUGGUUUUUCGGUGUUAUGUCUUGGGCCGGGGCCAUUUUCACUCUGGUUUUUAUCAAGGAGACAAAGCUCAGAAGUCUGAUCGACCUUCAAGACGGAGCAGUGGGCAUUCCCGAAGAUUCCUCUGAGUUAUGACCGAGUCGUGCGUCGCGCAUACAAAGAAACACUCUACGUUUUUCGCCACAGUAUGUAUGUAUAUGGGUACAUUAAACGAAAGUAAACGAUACAACGUCACGUAAGAUGGAGAAGUGGAAUAAACUCCGCGUCUGCACAUUAAUAGAACCAUAAAAUACGCUAGACUAAGCUUAUUAUACACCCGACCGCCAAUAAAUGUGUUGUGAUAGGUACAAAAAAAAAAAAAAAUAGAUGAAAAAUAGAAGAUAGAGAGAGAGAGAGAGAGAGAGAGAAAAAAAUGGAUAAAUAAAGCACG